This is a messenger RNA of Rotaria sordida, 345 nucleotides long. NCBI's taxonomy places the organism in Eukaryota, Metazoa, Rotifera, Eurotatoria, Philodinida, Philodinidae. The record is from the annotation of a GenBank genome assembly.
AUGUCAUGGAAAGAAGCUAUUGAUAAUUCUUUUCAUGAACGAUACCAAAGUCUUAUAAUAUUAUUGUCAAUUUAUUUAAUAUCACUAUUUAAUUCAGCCAAAUAUGAACGUUGUUCUUCAAUAGCCAAUCGAAUACAAACAAAUGGACAUUCACGAAUAAUGAUUGAAAUACUUGAUGUAUUAAUGAAUGUCCGAUCACCAUUUCCUGAUGAUUUACGAGGUAAUUGUUGUCGGGAAAUAAUUGAAAAAGCUUAUGACACAUGGAAUGGUAAAGAUGAAAAUCGUCCAAUUAACAGAACAAAAUUAUUACUUAAUAUACCUGAUGAUUACGUAUCGUCAAGAUAA